GCUCCAUUUUCUUUUUCUGAAAAGAACGGAGAAUCUAAAAAUAAUCAAAGUAGAAUUCACCUUACGAUUGUGAUCUGAGUAGAGAUUUUCCGGGUUUGUAUAUGUUUGCAGACUUUAGCUGCUGUUUUCCAGGGUAAAAAUGUCGUCGAUGUAUAAGAUUCCUCCAGUGAUGCCGGAAGGUUUCGAUGUCAAACCUUUAGACAUAAUGUACUCUAUACCCAGUUAUCAUAACACCUCUAAAAUGGAAUCAAGUGCUGAGUGCAAUGGUGUCACUGAGGAUCUAAACGAUCCUGUGAAAAUGAUUGAAAAGAAACAGCAAAAUCUCAUAAAAUCGAUCAAAGACCUGGGAUCAACGUUGGAGGCUUUGCUGCAAGAGAUGGGAAAAUGUGGUGCUGAACCUAGUUCUUCGAAGAAGAGCAAAGUGGAGAAAUCUGCGUCUCCCCCGGAAACAGCAAAACCAAGCAGUAAGAAGGAUAAAGAUGCGAAAAAGGAGGCACGAAAAGCUGCAAAAAUGGAGGCAAAGAGUAAACUAGCAUCUGAUGCCCCUGCGGGGAAAGCUGUAGACAAGGAGUCAGCGAAACCGUGGAUUCUUCAUGAAGAGGAACGAGCAACUAUAACAGGGCAGUCUUUGACUGCUUGUUUACCAUCUGCGCUUACAGAAUUCCCUAUUGAAAAACUGGGAGAAGUCUCCAUCACUGCCACUGAGUUGGAUAGGCCAUGGUUAGAGGUUCUGUCCCACGUAGGCGAGAGAAGAAAUGUGGCAUUUAAAGGUCAAAUAUCCAACGCUUCUUCAAAUGCCUCUACAACUGUCAAUGUCUCCCUUGGAGACAAAUUCCUUCUCGAGGGUGGUGGGACCACCUUGACAUGCCGCAUCUCUGCUUGGAAGCUGUUAGGCUCUGCAUUGGGCUUAUUUUCGUUCAAACCCGAAUAUUCACUGCAUGCCAUACAUCAGCACAGAUGGCUUUCUAAAGUUGAUUCGAUAUUGGCCGGUAAGCUAGACAAAAAUGAGGCUAUCCGUGAGGCAAGCAAGUUCUUGUCGCAAUUUGACGCUUUUGGCUCGCAUUUCCGUUUUGGAGUUGCUGACCUAGUAGCUAAGUCUGUCCUAAGCGGGUCAUCACCUUUACCAAACAAUGUCGAACUGUGGUUCAAGAGAAUGGAAACCGUUGUUUGAGACCUUGGAUAUCAUCUCAAAUAAGUGUGUGAAUGAAUUUAAUAUUUUAGAGAAUGCUGUGACCAUGCUCCUAUUGUUUUGUUGCCUUUUUUGUUGAUUUAAUAGAUCAAUUGUCUCCACGAAAGAAGAAUGUUCUAUGCAUUGACGACUAUUUUUGUAAUUGUGUGCGUUUGCUCAUCGGAAUAAAUUGUUUCGGGA
Molecule: messenger RNA, 1369 nt
Organism: Cylicocyclus nassatus
Lineage: Eukaryota; Metazoa; Nematoda; Chromadorea; Rhabditida; Strongylidae
Source: the annotation of a GenBank genome assembly